Camellia sinensis is the source of this 918-nucleotide messenger RNA. Lineage: Eukaryota; Viridiplantae; Streptophyta; Magnoliopsida; Ericales; Theaceae. The record is from RefSeq and is a predicted model, not a curated record.
AUGGCCAAUGAAGGAAAUGAAACCGGAUCAUCAGCCAACGGUACCAUCCCAAUGGAGCAAAUCAUGGACAGAGCAGUCACCAACUUUUUGCAGGCCUUGCAAACCAGUAUAGCCAAUGGGACACUAGAGAGACGAGAAGAAUCGACUACGAUUAAACAAUUUCAGGAUCUGAAACCCACUACGUUUAUCGGCGGUCCAAACCCACUAGUGGCAGAGGCUUGGGUUAGGGACAUGGAGAAAAUCUUUCGCACACUACCUUAUACAGAAAGACAGAAGGUGACUUUUACCACAUUCACCUUCAAAGACGAUGCACAAGAAUGGUGGCUUCUUACCCUAGAGAAGGAAGAUAUUGUGACUUGGGCAUCGGAAUUCAUACAUCUAAGACAAGGAAGCAUGACAGUGGCCGAAUUCGAAAGCAAGUUCACACAACUGGCCCGAUUCGCGACAUACGUUAUCCCCAUCGAAGCUCGAAAAGCCAGGAAAUUUGAAACAGGAUUGGAUCCUGAAAUCAAGGACUGGUUGGAGGUUUUGAAACUACCAACCUAUGCGGCGGUGGUAGAUCGAGCUUACAUUGCAGAAAAAGGGAUUAAAGGAUUGUGCUCCGGGGAAACAAGCCAGAGGAAGCGAUUUUGGGAAAGAGAUAACAGAAGACCCAGUGUCGCGCCUCCCAAGAGAGUAAAUACGGGGACAACCAGUUCAACCAAUUCAAGCAAUCAAGGUCCUACAAAUCCUAGAGGUGGCACCAUUCCGGCUUGCACUACCUGUGGAAAGACUCAUUGGGGACAAUGCCGUCGAGAUACGGGAGCAUGCUUUAGAUGCGGCCAAGUCGGCCACUUGCUGAGAGAUUGUCCUAAGCUUGCCAGUCCUACAAUUGGCCCCCCUGAACCAGUCGAAAACCCGCGGUACCUGGAGGAGUGA